GUUGUUGGUGGGAGCCCCUCGGGCAAAAGCUCUCUCCCGCCAGAAAGCCAACCGGACCGGAGGGCUGUACAGCUGUGAUAUCGCACCCUCGCCGGACUGCAAGCGGAUUGAAUUUGAUAAUGAUGCUGACCCCUCAUCGGAAAGUAAGGAAGAUCAGUGGAUGGGUGUGACUGUUCAGAGUCAAGGCCCGGGGGGAAAAGUGGUGACAUGUGCCCAUCGAUAUGAGAAAAGGCAACAUGUAAACACAAAGCAAGAGUCACGGGAUAUAAUUGGAAGGUGUUAUAUGCUCAGUCAGAAGCUCACUAUUGAAGAAGAUGGAAUGGAUGGCGGGGACUGGCAUUUUUGUGAUGGUCGUCUGCGAGGCCACGAGAAAUUUGGUUCUUGCCAGCAAGGUGUAGCUGCUACUUUUACAAAAGACUUUCAUUAUGUUGUGUUUGGAGCUCCUGGCACCUAUAAUUGGAAAGGGAUUGUACGUGCAGAGCAAAAGAAUAGCACCUUUUUAACUAUGGAUAUCUUUGAUGAUGGACCCUAUGAGAUUGGUGGUGAAUCUGACCUAGAUGAGAGUCAAGUUCCUGUUCCAGCUAACAGUUACUUAGGUUUCUCCCUAGAUUCAGGAAAAGGAAUUAUUUCCAAAGAUGAGAUUACUUUUGUAUCCGGGGCUCCGAGAGCCAACCAUAGUGGAGCAGUGGUUCUGCUAAAGAGGGUCCCGAAAUCAACGCAUCUUAUUCCUGAGCAUCUUUUUGAAGGAGAAGGGUUGGCCUCUUCCUUUGGCUAUGAUGUGGCAGUAGUGGACCUGAACAAAGAUGGCUGGCAAGACAUCGUUAUUGGAGCACCACAAUAUUUUGAUAAAGAAGGGAAAGUUGGGGGUGCAGUGUAUGUUUAUAUAAACCAGAAAGGCAAGUGGACCAAUGUGAAGCCAAUUCGCCUGAAUGGGACCAAAGAUUCAAUGUUUGGCAUUGCGGUUGAAAACAUUGGUGACAUUAAUCAGGAUGGCUAUCCAGAUAUUGCAGUAGGAGCACCAUAUGAUGGUUCCGGGAAGGUUUAUGUCUAUCAUGGAUCCCCAAAUGGAAUCAAUACCAAACCCACACAGAUUCUUGAGGGUCAAACUCCAUCCUUUGGGUACUCAAUUGCUGGAAAUAUGGACCUUGAUCAAAACUCCUAUCCCGAUAUUGCAGUUGGUUCCCUCUCCGAUUCUGUGUCCGUUUUCAGAUCUCGACCUGUAAUCAACAUCCAGAAGACUCUCACAAUAUAUCCCAACAAAAUUGAUCUGAGGCAUAGAACAUCCUGUGGUGCGCCUAGUGGCAUAUGCCUGGAGGUUAAUGCCUGUUUUGCAUAUACUGCUAAACCCACUGAUUUCAACCCUGAAAUAUCAAUUCGUGGCAUACUUGAAGCAGAAAAUGAGAGGAGGAAAUCUGGUCUCUCACCAAGAGUUCAAUUUAAGAGUCAGCCUUCUGAGCCCAAGUUCUUUAAAAUCUUAAAUCUGCAGAGACAGAAACAAAAAGAAUGCAUGAAAGCAACACUUUGGCUACAGGAAAAUAUCAGAGAUAAGCUGCGCCCCAUUCCUAUAUCUGCUACUGUGGAAAUCGAAGAGCGCACUUCGAGGCAGCAGCCAGGAUCACUCCCAAAAGUACUUCCAAUUCUGAAUUCAAAUGAACCUAAAACAGUGACCUCAGAUGUGCAUUUCUUAAAAGAGGGAUGUGGUGAAGACAAUGUAUGUAACAGUAAUCUUAAACUGGAGUAUCGAUUCUGUACCAGACAAGGAAAUCAAGACAAGUUUUCUUACUUACCAAUUCAAAAUGGAGUCCCAGAAUUUGUGCUCAAAGACCAGAAAGAUAUUGCUUUAGAAAUAACUGUGACAAAUAAUCCAUCAAACCCAAGGAAUCCGUCAAAGGAUGGUGAUGAUGCUCAUGAAGCAAAGCUUAUUGCAAGUUUUUCUGAUACCUUGACUUAUUCCGCCUACAGAGAGCUGAGGGCUUACCCUGAAAAACAGUUGAGUUGUGUUGCCAAUCAAAAUGGUUCUCAGGCAGAUUGUGAACUUGGAAAUCCCUUUAAGAGAAAUUCCAAUGUUACUUUUUAUUUAAUUUUAAGUACCACUGAAGUCACCUUUCAAACCACAGACCUGGACAUUAAUCUGAGAUUGGAAACAACAAGCAAUCAAAGUAAUUUGGCUCCAAUUACAGCUAAAGCUAAAGUGGUUAUUGAACUGCUUUUGUCAGUCUCUGGAGCUGCUAAGCCUUCCCAGGUGUACUUUGGAGGGAAUGUUCUUGGUGAGAGCGCUAUGAAAUCUGAAGAUGAUGUUGGAAGUUUAAUAGAGUACGAGUUUGGGGUAAUUAAUUUGGGCAAGCCUCUCAGAAACCUUGGCACAGCAUCUCUGAAUAUCCAGUGGCCUAAAGAAAUUUUCAAUGGCAAAUGGUUACUUUAUUUAAUGAAAAUUGACUCCAAAGGAUUGGAAAAAAUAGCUUGUACACCAGAACGUGAAAUUAACUAUCUGAAGUUAAAGGAGUCCCACCAUUCAAGAAGGAGACGAGCGAUUGCAGAAAAGCAGAUAGAUGAUAGAAGAUUUUCUUUAUUUGCAGAAAGAAAAUAUCAGACACUUAACUGUAGUUUAAAUGCAAAAUGUGUGAACAUAAAAUGUCCUUUGCAAGGUUUGGACAGCAAGGCGUCUGUAUUUUUGCGUUCAAGAUUGUGGAACAGCACAUUUCUGGAGGAAUUUUCAAAAAUGAACUACCUAGACAUUAUCGUCCAAGCUACUGUUGAUGUUACUGCCACCAGUGAAAACAUUAAAGUUCCAAAUGCAGGUGUUCAAGUGAGAGUCACCGUGUUUCCGUCAAAGACAGCUGCCCAGUACUCAGGUGUGCCGUGGUGGAUCAUCCUUGUGGCUGUUCUUGCUGGAAUUCUAAUGCUGUCUCUAUUAGUAUUUUUACUUUGGAAGUGUGGGUUCUUUAAGCGCUCCAGGUACGAUGACAGUGUCCCCAGAUAUCAUGCUGUAAGAAUCCGGAAAGAGGAGCGACAGAUCAAGGAUGAGAAAAAUAAUGAUAGCCUGGAAAAGAAGCAGUGGAUCACCAAAUGGAAUGAAAAUGAAAGCUACUCCUAGGGGAAGAACUAAACUUUUGUUCUCUCCUACUCAAAAUUGAAAAGGAUUUUAAAAAUUCCUUCACUAAGUGAAUACUGGUUUCUGACUCACUUCCUACAGUAUGGACCUACAGUUUUUAACUGAGAAUAAUGUUACUUUAUGCCACGGCUUUUGUUUUGCACAACUAAAUUUAAGACUGUUGGAAGAUAUUUUAACUGCCUUAAUUUACAUUUCCAGGUUGCCUUUAGCUUAGCUGUGGCCAACUUACACACAUUGUGAAGAGGCACACCAAAUGUACCUCCUGAGAGGUGUUUCCAAUAGAGUAGUAGGGUGAAGCCACCAAAAUCAUUCUUCCUACCCUCCACCAAAAUAUAUAAUGAGCGUGGCAGAGUUUUGCCUUCACACAUAUUCUUCCAUUAAGAUUUGUGAACUUGUGAAUCAACUACUCAUCAUCGUAAUACUCCGUAGUGGUGGUAGAUGCAGUUCAUCCUAAAGUAUUCUUUCAAAUUCAGUGUGCAAUAGAAGGUAAGGUUGCCCGCCCACCUUAUUUCUAAUCUCAGAUUUGUGUGAAUAUGGUUCACACCAAAUAUUCACAGGUUGUCCUUUUUUUCCUCAAAAAUAAAACACAACAGGCUUGAAUACUAGUUAUACUUUUUGUACAUAUCUUAGUCCUGGUAUUUAUUUUUCUCAUAAGCCAUUUUGCCUAGAACUAAUAGGUAGGCCAAAGACUUUGACUCCCUUAGGUUGUGUAGGUGCUCAGAAUCCAUAUGUGAAUGGUUAAGUGGUUGGACCUGAAUCUUUCACUGCAAGAAAAAAAAAGUUCUUUAUACCAGAGAUAUUUUUGAAUAACCUAAACUUAAAUGUAAAUUGUGGUAUUUUUCCCCUGGCGUGGUGUAUAUAUGUUUAAGAAAUAUGAUUCAAAGUUUCUUUAAGAUUAUUUGUUCAUUCUAAAUAGACAAGAAAUGUAUUGUUUUUGGACCCCCAGAAUAUGCCUGUCAUGUGGUUUUUGGGGACUUUUGUGCAAGAACCUUUGUGAACAUUUAGAGAAGGUUAAUUCACCCAUCUGCCCUAGUGCAGACCCCAACUACUGCAGAUGCUUCAGCACUUGAAAGAAUAAACGCCUGCCACUGGUCUGAAGGGAUCCAGUUUGAGACUACUGAAUGAUGUCCUAAAUGUUGAAACAGCUGUGUCUAAGAAUUAUUCUAUGCCAUGCUAAUUCCAGUUUUUAAAUUCUUGUGUAACACCAUCUAAAGAGUAAAUUAUUAUUUUUCCUUUAAACAACACUUCCCUGGCUUUGGUAAUGAUAAUAUUAAUAAUAAAAAAAUGAAUGACUGCUUUCAAAUUACUUGUUGGAUUUUGCAAAUGUAUAAAAACUGUUGUUGUGCUCCGGAUUUCAGUAUUUUUGGGGGGGAAUGGGAACAAAUGGAAAUGCAUGUAAAGAUUAUGUAUCAGAUUGUUAAGGGUUAC
Messenger RNA from Tachyglossus aculeatus (Australian echidna), 4540 nucleotides. It is a transcript of the gene ITGA6, whose product is annotated as integrin subunit alpha 6. The record is from RefSeq and is a predicted model, not a curated record. Lineage: Eukaryota; Metazoa; Chordata; Mammalia; Monotremata; Tachyglossidae. Gene Ontology annotation, molecular function: integrin binding. Gene Ontology annotation, cellular component: external side of plasma membrane; integrin complex. Bases 161 to 3094 code for a protein of 977 amino acids. The transcript has 24 exons. Gene Ontology annotation, biological process: integrin-mediated signaling pathway; cell adhesion mediated by integrin; leukocyte migration.